CGGACUCAUUUGGAGCCACGACGACUUCCCGGAGACGCGGAUGGACACUUGUGGUUGUUCUGACGGGACACGUCGGGAGAGAAAGCGCACCACAGCUGGCCUCCCACUCUCACCGAGGCUCCGCCCCCUCCCGUUCCCAAGACACACCUCGAAGACACCCAGAGAGAGACGCGGUCCAAGUGCUGGUGGACGCUCCGUCGCUUCCUAUUUGUGGUGUUUCCUCUCCACUCUAUUUGUUUGUUCCUCCAUCACAGGACAUCAUAGCGUCUAUUAUUUUUGACAUUGUGACAUUCGCUGUCACGAGAUAUUGAGCGGACUAGAGAAGCGAGUGGACUUUCCCCACGGGACCAACAUGACUUCGCCUGCGGAGCUUUGUGCCUUCCUGACGUCUACCGCGGUCAUAAUGGUGUGCCUCUGUAACGCAGAACGCCUCCCUCCUCCCACGGGCCUCUCCUAUCGGUGGAUCGACGCGUUCACGGUGAACGUGUCGUGGCAGGAGCCCCGCGGCCUCCCGGCGGGAGACAUCCGGUACGAAUACAGCCUGGAGGACCCGAAGAGUCAUGUGGAGCUCACAACACUGACACAUUUCUCAGCGAAUCUCCUCACAGAAGAGACGGGCUCUGGCAGCUGGACGUACCUUGUUUGGACUGUGAGUAAAAACGGUGAUAAUCUGGAAGACAGCACCAAGGUGCCCAAAACCAUUGAAACCCCGAAGCCCAGAGCCCAAGUGGAGGACAUCCAAUGUUUCGUCAACCUGAACAAUGAAACCAAAGCCAAAGAAAUGAACUGUUCCUGGGUCCCAGGCAAUCAGGCCCUUUAUCUCUCCUUUAGGAUUUGUGGACAUACCCAUAAAACCAUUCUGGGUUUAAAGAAUUGCGUGUGGCCUUACAGCAACGCGAUGAGGAAAGGCUGCUACCUGAAAGCUGACGGUGUCGCGAAUAACAUCUGCAUGCUUUUGGAAUCUGAAGCUGGACAGAGCACCUUUAAACUUCUACCCAGUCGGUUUCACCUCCAAUGCGUCCAACACUUUUACUUAUUUGCUACAUAUAUUUAUGAUUUUUUUUAUUUGUCAUUUUGCUCUUCUUCAGUGAUCGAUCCACCAGAGUUGAGCAUUGGGGAAGAAGGAGAUAACCUCAAACUGAGCUGGACACUCCCACCGAUCUUAAAAGAUCACCCCUGGAUAUUCAUGGUCUGCUCCAGGAAGUGCAGUCACGCCGAAGUGUGCCAGAACUACACCACAAAGGGAGAGCCCUGGUUCAUGCCCUACGAUAAGAGCUGCCGCUACGAGCUCCGGUCCAGAGUCAGGACGGGUCCCAGUGUCCCGCCAAUAUUCAGCCAAUUCGGCCAAGUGGUAUUUUAUGGUAACAAUCUGCCCGCUGACAAAACGCUCACCGUGGUCGCCGUCGUCCUCCCCAUCAUCCUGUCCGUCUGCAUCUUCCUGUCCUGCUACUGCUUCAGGAGGCACAGCUCCAUCCUCUGCCCCGUCAUACCGGAUCCUUCUGCGAUAUUCAAGGAAAUGAUGAUGGACGGAAACAAAGACCUGAAGAGCACAAUGGGGAGCCUGUAUACGCCGGUGCCAGAGCCCGUUGAAUCCUGCAAAGUGGACACGGUGACCGACAGCAUCGUCGUCCCGCUGAACUCCUGACGCGGAGCACGGACCGUGCAGCUGGACUCUAACUCGGGGGGGAAUCCAGCGAGGAACGUUUUUAUGAAGCCUGUUGCACAUCUGACCCGUGUGGCGAGGAGAGAGCUGUGCUGACUCUGUGUCGCUGCACCGGGAAGAACUUCAACCACUAGAGGGCGGGAAAUAACACGAUAUCCAGCUGCUGCUCCAUAACUCUCUCAGGCAGAUGAACGGCCUUCAAACAAACACACACACACACACA
Cyclopterus lumpus (lumpfish) is the source of this 1886-nucleotide messenger RNA. Its product is annotated as interleukin-13 receptor subunit alpha-1-like. The transcript has 9 exons. Bases 353 to 1645 code for a protein of 430 amino acids. The record is from RefSeq and is a predicted model, not a curated record. NCBI's taxonomy places the organism in Eukaryota, Metazoa, Chordata, Actinopteri, Perciformes, Cyclopteridae.